UCCUUUAUGUUUCACCUUUUCAAGCCAUAACGGGUACUGAUUUUUUUAUGUCCAGACCAAUCUCCUCGAUGAGUUCUUCCCUAGUGCACCCUUGACAGCACAUGCUUUAUCCUAGAAAUAACAAACAAAUUGGUGUAGCAGCAGGGUAUGCUUGUAUGUUGCAUUGUUGAUCUCAUUGGUACUUCUGUUUACUUUGAUAGUGUAUGAUUGAGGAGAAAUUUGAGUUUGCAAAAUUACCGAUUGUUGGCUUGUUUUGUUUGGGAGUUCCAAGUGAAGGCUUUGAAUAUGUCAAAGGCUUAUGAUUUUACUGGUAGCAAGUAGUUUUCCUACAAUCAGUUUAUGCAGCGAUGAGAGCAUCAAGUUGCAGGGGAGACAGCCUGGUUCUAGCUCCUAUACUGGUGGUAUCAACGACAAUGAGGAUUGCAAAAUGCUAAGUAGAUUUUAGGAUUUGGGUGUGACCAGCUCCUUGUUGCCCAAAUUCAAGUGUGAAUGCAUUCUCAUCACUUUGGUCUUGAUUUGGUGUGGUUAUAUUGGAUUUUUCUUUGAUUGAGGAAAAGAGGAUCUUUCUAAUCUUCUGUUGUUUUUAGCUUUUGGGUGAAUUUACAAACAGAUCAAUGGUCACGGGCACCAGGGAGUCCGGUUUCAAUUUCCUUGCAUGCAAGGGCCAAGCAAGAUUUAUUUGCUGAAGUGGUAUAAAGUUAAUCAGCCUAAGGGAAGCAGAGGUCUGGAGUUAAAGAAAUAGGUAACCUUGUGCUGAAACUUCCAUGAUGAAAUAAGAGGCAUUAUGAAAUUAGCUUUCAUGAUAAAAUGGAGCUGUGGAUAGGGCUUCAAUGCAUAAGUACAAUAGUAACUACCAAGAAAGUGUUCCGUGGUAGGACUGGGGUCAAAGGCUGUGAUUCUCACCUGUGGAAGGGCAUUUGGGUGUCUUGAGUAAACAUGUGAGCAAGCACUGGAAGGAUUGUGGGGAAGGGGCAAUAUUCACUUUCUGGUGAGAUACAUGGGUUGAGAUAGAGGGCCCUAUUGCUGACAAUGAAUUUCCAUCCUAUCCCAGAAGCUCGUUGGUAUUCUAAAGCAGUGGAGUGGGUUGGUGCUGUUGGAGAAUAGGCCUGGAACACGUUUUCCAUUUGGUGCCUUGUGAUCUUGCUCUGAAGAUUUACUCAUGAACCUCUCCUACAAAGCUGAAGAGAGGGACAGACAAUUCCAUGAAAGAACUGGCGAUAGGAAGUUCUCUGUCAAGUUUGCUUAUAACCUUCUUGAAGGAGAUUUCUGGAGUAACUCAAGGUACAAGUGGAGGUUAGAUUGGAAAUGGAAAAGGCCACACAAGAUUCUCUAUAUCUCCUGGCUGAUACAGAACAAGAGAUUGUCAACAAAUGAGCUUUUAGAGGAACCUGGAAUCUAACAGACCCUGUUACUUGACACCUGUGCAUUACUAAUGAGUGAAGAGGAGAACAUGUGCGUAGGGACUGCUAUUUGGCCAAGUGCUUGGUGCAGUCUUCUGGAUGAGAAGGACAAGGUCACAAUUUUUUUUUUUUUUUUUGAGAAGGAUCAUAGUGAAUGGUUGUAUUAUAAGCGUAGAGAAGUGUGUGACAAGGCCAUGGUUGAAGAUUGGGCUCUCGUCUUUGAAGUCACAUGCUGGCAAUAUUGGAGAUGGAUGAAUGGUUAUAUAUUUAACAAUAUUCUGGUGGAUAGCAAGCUAGCCGUCUUCAAGUUUCACAGGUUUUUUGCAGAAGUUAAGCUGGCCGACUCUAUUAACUUCUUUGAAGCCAACAAGAAAGGAUAUAGACUUACUGGCUAGCAACAACUGCAAAAAGGAUGGAUGAAGUAGAAUGCUGAUGCGAUAGUAUUGCUAAUUUUUUAUGUGAUUGCAGCGACAUCAUCUUUGUUCUGCUGCAAGGAAGGUACUGCUGUUUCAUUGGAGUUGGAUCUACUCUUUUGGCUUCUCUGGCAUCUUUUGGCUACUCCUUUUAUUUUUGUAGAAAGAAAUCAAAAGUUUUGUAUUCAAAGAUUCAAGAACUUGAGAUUUCUCUCAAUUCUUGUAUGCAAAAAAGUGCUGCUGAGAGACAAGGUCGAAUUAGAGCCCAACAGGAUUUGAGGAAGGCCUUAGCACAACCCAAGUCUGAGAAUUUGGAGCAGGCUUCUUAUCCCAUGACCCCUAUUGGAGUUGUUCAGUCCUGCUUCUCAACCAGAAAUGGGACUCCAAGGCAACCCUUACUCGUACCUCUUGCUAGGGCAUGCUUAGUCUUUGACUCAGCUCGGGUUCCUCCAGCAUCCCUUGAGGGUUUUGUAGAAUAUUCUCAUUGCUGGAUUAUAUAUGUGUUUCAUUUGAAUACAGAUUUGGUGAAGUUAUGGAAGCAUCCGUCCAGAUCAAAGUUUAAGGCUAAGGUUAGAGUACCAAGACUGAAAGGAGGAAGGAUGGGAGUCUUUGCUACAAGAUCUCCACAUCGCCCAUGCCCUAUUGGGCUCACUGUUGCAAAGGUGGAGGCUGUACAAGGAAACAUGGUUCUUCUAUCUGGUGUUGACCUGGUUGACGGGACACCAAUACUAGACAUCAAACCAUAUCUACCAUACUGUGAUAGCAUCCAAGGGGCAGCAGUGCCGGAUUGGGUAAUGGUGGACAAUAUGUUAGCAGUAGCUUCUGUUAACUUUUCUGAGGGCUUCUCUUCGUCACUAUCUGAUUGUUGGGAAACAGCAAAAAAGAAGUCGCUCUAUGCAUCACCAGAUGAACUUCAAUGCUUAAUCAAGCAGGUGCUUUCAUGGGAUAUUCGAUCAAUAUCUCAACGAAAUCAACCACAUGAUCCCCUUAUUAAGACGGGAAAUGGGGAAGCACCACAUAGUGCUCUUGAUUCAAACCAGAACCAAGAUCAAGAAGCUUCGGACAAUGAAAACAGCCAGGUUUGUCAUCCUUCUGGGGAUGUAACAUACCACUUAAUUUUGGAAGGAAUGGAUGUCUCAUACAGAAUUGAUUUCAAUGGCAAUGUAAUUGUAGAGAAUGUUGUAGUUUCAUCUGGCAUUCUGAAUGGUAAUCAAAACCGUAGCAGUUUCUUAAUGUGGAGAGACGAGCUCAGUUAACCAAACUAUCUUCAGCUUUUUCCUUGCAGUUCCUGUAGCUGCAAUUGUAGUAACUACAUAUGAUGGCUGCAGAAUUUCUUCCUUGCUGAGCCAGAUUUGAAUUGAUCUGGUUCAUUGGAUUAUGUUAAUUA
Messenger RNA from Populus nigra (black poplar), 3200 nucleotides. RefSeq lists its product as uncharacterized. The record is from RefSeq and is a predicted model, not a curated record. Lineage: Eukaryota; Viridiplantae; Streptophyta; Magnoliopsida; Malpighiales; Salicaceae. Bases 2038 to 3069 code for a protein of 343 amino acids. The transcript has 11 exons.